Molecule: messenger RNA, 3696 nt
Organism: Pseudomyrmex gracilis
Lineage: Eukaryota; Metazoa; Arthropoda; Insecta; Hymenoptera; Formicidae
Product: probable serine/threonine-protein kinase DDB_G0282963
Exons: 3
Coding region: 137-3079 (980 amino acids)
Source: RefSeq, a predicted model, not a curated record
UUCAACCGUCAGAUAAACGCAAAAUCCCUUAUUCGGCGUGACUGCAACAAAUAUAAAGUUUCAAAAAAGAGAGAGUAAACAUUUUUUAACUUCAUACUUAGUCUAUAUAAGGUUGUAUGAUUAUAUAUAGUUUAUCAUGGCUAAGAGAAGACUUACAAAUCGGUUAUCUAAACAACUGUCUGUAAACAGAAGUGUCGGUUCCUCCUUUGGAUCUGGGUAUCUCGAUCCAGAUACAAACAUUUUGGGUGAAGAAAAGACAUUUUGGUGGAAACAUUUGGGAGAGAAUACAAUUCUACCUCAUUCUUCAACAUAUAAUCAAGGAAAUGAAACAUCUGCACAAUUGAGUUUUAAUUCGAAUGCUAGCUCUACUCAUGAUAAGUCAAACUGGUGGAAAUAUUUGGAAUCUGAUGAACAAAAUAUUUCAACUUUAAAACACAAUUAUAGCGCAGGUUUGAUCAAAAGUCAUGUUAUGGAGGUAUCAACAUCUGAGUCAGAAAAAGAACCUGAUGUCAAAAGAAGAAAGUUGCCUCUGAGAGCAGCAAAUAGAAAGAGUGACAGCAAUGCUUUUCUGAAUGCUUUAAAUGAUAACACAACAACUGUUCUAUUAAAACAAAACAACAAUAUAUCUAAUAAGGCUUCAGAUGGAGACGGUUCGCAAAGAAAAUCAAAUGAAAAUGACAGUUUGAGCUCAAAUCUUGAGACUGAAGAUAUUGUUAAAUUACGACCAAAUAUUUUCAAGAAAAAAAGGAAGGAUGAAGAAAUAACAAAUAAGAAUGUUUUUCAGGAUAUGUUAAAUCAAGACAUUUCAGACCAUAAUACUGGAAAACAAUCAAUAACAAAUAAGAAUGUUUUCCAGGAUAUGUUAAAUCCAGACAUUUCAGAUCAUAAUACUGGAAAACAAUCAAUAACAAAUAAGAAUGUUUUCCAGGAUAUGUUAAAUCAAGACAUUUCAGAUCAUAAUACUGGAAAACAAUCAAUAACAAAUAAGAAUGUUUUCCAGGAUAUGUUAAAUCAAGACAUUUCAGACCAUAAUACUGGAAAACAAUCAAUUGAGCUUGUAAAAGAAUCUAAGAGCCAUUUGAUAAACAGAAAUAUCAAUACAAAUAACGAUCACACUAAUGAACAAACGAAAACAGACUUGAUAGAAGCAUUACAACUACGACGUAAGAGUAUUGAUUCUUCAAACUUAUCAACUCAAAGUACUCAGAAUACAAAGACUAAUAAGACACAAAACACUGAUGAAAGUGAUUUUGAAAUGAACAAUGAGUCUGUCAAACAUAAACCUCGGUUUAUGCAACGCACGCGACGAAGUUUAACAAGUAAUGCUUUCAAAGAUGUUUUGUCUGAAGAUACAAAUACAAGUGUAUCUGAAGAAAUUCCUAGUCAAGACAUCGAUACUCGUGAUGCAAAAGUUUUACCAGUAACGAGAUCUUUAAACAAUUCUUCAAAAAGAUCAGUUAGUAGAUCUAACACUGAGAUUGAAAAAAAUACAUCAUUCAACAAAAGCUCAAGACGUGCAAGUUUGCCUAAAAGUACUUCAAGUCAAAAGAGUGAUACUUCUAAUGUAAAAUCUCGACCAGUAGCAAAAUUUCAAUCUUUAGUAACUUCAAAUACAUUUGCUGCUGAAUCUGAGGUCGACAUCGAUAAAAAUAUGUCAAUCAGCGGGAACGCAAGAAGUACUAGUAUAAUUAAUAAUUCAAAUCGAAGUAUUGAUACUUCUAAUGAUACAGAAUUAGAGCCAAAAUCUCAAUCUCCGGUUAGUUCUUUAAGAAAAUUUGCCAGUAGAUCUAAAAGCAAGAUCGAUGUAGAUAAAGAUAUAUCAAGCAGUAAAAACGUAAUGGAUCCAAGUUCAUCUAAAGACAAUCCGAGUCAAAACAUAUUCGAUACUUCUGGUGCAACAUUUUCAUCGACAAAAAGAUCUCCCAAGUUGGGUCAAAGAUCAAAGAGUAAGAUCGAUAUUAAUAAAAACACAUCUCUGUUUAGUCUAAGAUCAUCAUCAUCAAGAAAAACUAAUGAACAAUUAGUAGAUACUUCAGAAGAAGAAAAUCAGAAUAAUUAUAGUUUGCAAAUAGAACGUUCUUCAAGAAGUGAAGCCAACAUUCCUGAAAAAAUUCUCGAAACCGCUGAUUCAUUAGAAAUAGAAAAGAAUAAUCACGAAGAUGUAUUCACGGCACAAGAAGAGAAUAGAAUGAAUAAAAGUAAGACAGUAACACGCUCGACAUCAUCGAUCGUGUCGUAUUUGAAUAAAGAUGAUCUGCAAGAAAACAGAGAAACUUCACGCCGAGAAAAGAACUUAAAAGAGAACGACAUCCAAAAUUACAACGCACCGAUUAAAAGAAAAUCUUUAAAUAAAAAUAUCACCGCUUUCAAUAUCAGUAAGAUGAAGACGCCGAGAACGAUAGAUACUUUUUUCAAACAAUCUUCGUCAACGGCAGAUAAACAAUUAUCGUCGAGUAAACAAAUGGUUUCUGAAGAUUUUAAUGAGAAAAUGGAGAGGAUUAAGGCAAAAUUGGAGGGGAUAAAGAACCGCGAGAUAAUCGUGAUGAAAAAAACUGCGAGAAACGAUAAGAAAGAAUCUGCGUCAAGUGCAAAAAAUGCAAAACCCAAAGGCAUUGCGUUUAAACGAGAUAUUAAAAAAAUGCCUACAAAGAUUGAAAAGCCAAUAGACAAGGCAUUUUUGGUAAAUGGAAAAGUGUACAGAGCACCAAGACUGCCGCGUCCAAAGCACUGGGCUACAGACAAUCUUUAUCGAUUUUUGUGGAAACGUAUGGAGCCUAAAUACAAUUUGACAACAAGAGUAAAAUCCGAGAAGUUUAUGCAGGAGUUAGCCAAAACCGUCUCCUUCAUUGAACGACGUAAAAAGUAUGAGAACUACAAAAAUGAAUUAGAGGCGUUGAUGAAGGAAAUGGCUCGUUUGAGCAUCAUCUGUUCCCGUAAUGAUUUUUACGAUUUUUGUAUUCAAUUUCUACCGUAUGAGUUUCGCAUCAAAGUUGUUCCAAUGUUAUUACCCGGUAACAAGAAAAACAUUCCUUACGAUCCAGAAAUGUUGCAUACUCCCUUACUUAGUAACGAAGAAUAGGAUAAGAAAUUUAUAGAAUAAAUAAGCGCAAAUAUAGCCAUAAAAAAAAACAAGAGAAAGAUAUGAUUAACAAUAAUAAUAUAAUUAAUCAGCACUCUUAAUAUUGUACAUUAAUGACAAUAUACGAGCAAUAAUAUUUAUUUUUAUAUAAGAAUAGAGAAUAAAAAAAAAAGAAACAGAAAGAUGUAUAAUACUAUUACAUAUUUCAAUAAAUUUAUAUAGGAUAUUGUUACUUUUGUAUGUUUGCAGAAUUAAAUGUUAUGAACACACAGCGUAUACAACGAACAAUUCAUAUUUAUUCCGAACAAUAUCUUUUAAUCUUUGAGAUCUGCAAAUAGUAUCUAAUUGCAUUAACGACAUCGUGCUUAUUGAGUGUCAAAUGUUCGCGUGACGCGCCGAUUUUUGUAAAUAUUUACGACAUCGAGAUUCUCUCUCUCUCUCUCUCUUUCUCGAACGUCAUGCUGACGUAACGCUUACGUAAUUCAUGACGCGUUUGACGUUCGAUAGCAACAGAAGCGCCGGUGCUGUUAGCGCCGAGAAUUUGUCUUAUUUUUUUGUAGACAAGUGACCUGCUGACCUCAGAAGUGCAGAUUCCACGAUGUAUGUACGUCAAUGAU